Molecule: messenger RNA, 405 nt
Organism: Rhizophagus irregularis DAOM 181602=DAOM 197198
Lineage: Eukaryota; Fungi; Glomeromycota; Glomeromycetes; Glomerales; Glomeraceae
Source: RefSeq, a predicted model, not a curated record
AUGGAUCCGGAUGAUUUACAAUUGAUUACAAAUCAAAAAAUUCCAGAUGUUGAUCAAUCGGAUCCGGUUCACAAGCCAGAAUCAAUGGAACUAGGGGCGAAAAUUAUAUAUUAUAACUUAAAUGACAAAAUAACUUCGGUAAAAAAAUGGAUUGAAAAAAAGCUAGAGAAUGAGUAUAUUCGUUAUUUUAAAUAUGAUGAAUUUAUAAUCGAUGAAGAAGAAAUUGGUAAAGGAAGGGAUAUCAGAAUUCCAAUGGUUCUUUCAAGUUAUUUUGGGAGACAUUUUGGUAAAGUUUCUUAUUUAUUUCUUCCAUCUUUUAACAAAUGGUUCUUAACAAUUCAUUUCUUUCUCUUUUUAGGCGGUUCUUUUGUAUUUCUUGUGACGAUCAGGCCUUUGGACGCAUGA